CUGCAACCGCAUCAUCAUCAGCAAAACGAAAAGCAGCAGACGUCAACGCUCGUGUAAAAAAAAAGGCAGAAGAAAAGAACCGCAAGCUGCUGGUGAAAAUCCGAGAAAAAAGUGUCCUUUUCCGGCGAUUUAAUCCGGUUUGCAAGUGUAGUGCCCUACCCAGUGGUCAUAGGGAGCGAAGAGAAGCGAAAUGGAGCCCUACGAUGUGAUAAUAAACCAACCAGUGGUGAUCGACAAUGGUUCCGGUAUGAUCAAAGCUGGAUUCGCCGGAGAUCACAUUCCAAAGUGUCGGUUUCCGAAUUACAUUGGCAGACCGAAGCAUGUGCGGGUCAUGGCCGGUGCCCUCGAGGGGGAUCUCUUCGUAGGACCCAAGGCCGAGGACUACCGCGGUCUGCUGAGCAUCCGUUACCCGAUGGAGCACGGUAUCGUCACCGAUUGGAACGAUAUGGAGAAAAUUUGGACGUACAUCUACAGCAAAGAUGAGCUAUCCACAUUUGCCGAGGAGCAUCCGGUGCUGCUAACGGAGGCUCCCCUUAAUCCGAGGAAAAACCGCGAAAAGGCUGCAGAGAUCUUCUUUGAAACGCUGGGAGUGCCAGCGUUGUUCGUCUCGAUGCAGGCCGUACUCAGUCUGUAUGCAACGGGUCGCGUGACCGGAGUCGUGCUGGAUGCCGGCGAUGGAGUGACCCAUGCCGUUCCCAUCUACGAAGGUUUCGCCAUGCCACACAGCAUUAUGCGCGUGGACAUUGCCGGACGGGACGUUACCCGGUACCUCCGGACGCUCAUCCGCAAGGAGGGUUUCAACUUCCGCACAACGGCCGAGUUCGAGAUCUUACGAUCGAUCAAGGAAAAGGUCUGCUAUCUGCCAACAGUGCCGCAGAAGGAGGAAACCGUUGACGCAGAGAAAGUGAAGUACACCCUUCCGGACGGAAAUAUUCUGGAGAUUGGUCCGGCGCGGUAUCGAGCCCCGGAGGUACUGUUCCGGCCGCACAUGCUCGGCGAGGAGUGCGAAGGUAUUCACGAAGUGCUGAUGUACUCGAUCCAAAAGUCGGACAUGGACUUGCGUAAGAUGCUGUACCAGAACAUUGUCCUGUCCGGAGGAUCGACACUGUUCAAGGGAUUCGGCGAUCGGUUACUGUCGGAGAUUAGGAAACACGUGGCCAAGGAUAUGAAGAUCAGGAUCGCGGCCCCUCAGGAACGAAUCUACUCCACCUGGAUGGGUGGCUCAAUUCUGGCAUCGCUUGACACGUUCAAGAAGAUGUGGGUUUCCAAGCAAGAGUACGAAGACGACGGGCAGCGAGCAAUUCACCGAAAGACAUUCUAAGCUGCUGGUGUGACCGAACACUAAUUGUAGCGAUACAGCUUUCAUACACGAACACACACAUACAAACUCACACCUACACAUACGCAUACAACACGUACUAGGCUCACCAUCGUCAGCCACACAAACAACGCUCAGGCCGUGCUUCGAUGAUCUGAACACUGUUCAGGAAGUCGUAUUGGCACACUCACUGCGAGGUAAGUCUAUGCUUCUUUACUUUCUGGCAAAGUUGUUCUGUGAGAGCUGUGUUGUGAAUGGAGAAGAAAUCCAGGUAUGCGGAACUAAUGCGAAGUGUUCAAUCAAUGAAAGCAAAUUCAUUCUUCAACGUUCGACUUCGAAUAAGUUACGAAUUAUACAAUCGCUAUGUGAGAUUUGUUCAGACAGUUUAGCUUAGACAGUGGGAACGCUUUGAGGGAAGGCUUUCCGAUGCGUUAGGGACCCGAAUCUAAUUAUAAUCUAUUUAGGAUUACAAUGUGAUUGGCACUACGUGUGGGCAGUACUAUUUAUUGUUAUCAGCUGUUUUGGUUCAUUUGGGAACACGGCAGCUAGGAUAUAUUUUGAAAAUAUGAUUUCUAGUUCAACAUAAUAUUUUCUAACAUUUUUAUUUCCGCUUAGGUGGUGAACUGAAUUAGCAAAUAAUUCAUUCUACAAUAUUUGAUUAAAACGUUGCACAACAAUUGAUACACAUUAUUUUCUUAAUCGACGUUCUUUCUCUGCAUAUAAUGAAACUAGUUUAGUAAUCCAUUCCAGAAACGUUGUCUUCUCUGUGUCUGUGUUCCAACAUUUUAGUUCCCUAAAUCAAAAUUAUCUUCGAGUUUUUAUUACCCAGCUUCUUAAAUGCAGCUGUAGUUUGCUACCCAAAAAUCAUGUUUUAGACUCUUAACUUGUUUCUUCAAAUUUGUAUCGCUUCUUUGUCUAAGACUAUCUAGUUAUAAUUUGAUUAUUUAUAUGCUUAACAACAAAAAAGCAAGAACGCGAAAAACUAUGAAGUUAAUUUAAUCCAUGUGGAGUAAUAGAUAUUAUGUAAAGAAAUUGAGUUGCGAUUAGUGCGAACGAUUUGAAAUAGGGUACCAAUCAAGUAACUGGCGGAGAUACAUGAUUAGUGACUAGAGGAGGAAUUAUCUGCUGUGGGCGUGAGAGAAAUAUAUAUCAAAAAAGUGAAACUAACCGAAAA
Messenger RNA from Aedes aegypti (yellow fever mosquito), 2492 nucleotides. It is a transcript of the gene Arp1, whose product is annotated as actin-related protein 1. The coding region runs from base 191 to 1321 and encodes 376 amino acids. The record is from RefSeq and is a predicted model, not a curated record. The transcript has 4 exons. Lineage: Eukaryota; Metazoa; Arthropoda; Insecta; Diptera; Culicidae.